This is a messenger RNA of Aspergillus wentii DTO 134E9, 1272 nucleotides long. RefSeq lists its product as uncharacterized. Gene Ontology annotation, biological process: polyketide metabolic process. Lineage: Eukaryota; Fungi; Ascomycota; Eurotiomycetes; Eurotiales; Aspergillaceae. Bases 58 to 969 code for a protein of 303 amino acids. The record is from RefSeq and is a predicted model, not a curated record. The transcript has 4 exons.
AGGCUUUGGCAAUAUUCAACAGUGCAGCUACGAACUUGAAACGUGUUCCAGAACGCCAUGAAUGAAGUUGGUAUUCCUCCGGCAUCAUCUCCUGCUCCCAAUGUCUAUGAAAUAGAACCAGGGGUCCGCCUGCUUCGACCUCUGAGUCGCCGUGGCAUUGGGCCUGGCAUGAUCAUUUUACUUCCUGACGGGUCAGCAAGCAAGCUAAUUCUGAACAAUGGAGUUCCAACGCCGUCCUUGAAGUGGGCUGAAGAGGCUUAUGUCGUGAUCGAGAUCCGAAAAUCGGCGAUGGAUAGGGGGUAUACACUGAACCAGGCCGUUGAGAGUUUAACGCAGCACGACCAGUGCGUCCAACACGAUACCAUCGGCCUCGUAGCAUAUGACUCCCAGCUCUGGGAGAAGGCAGAAUCCCUUCCCGGUAUCAGCAGGAUCACUGCGGCUGCUAUCUAUGGGUCAGCAUCCGAUAUUGCUCGAUUGACAUCGAACAAUAUCCCCACCGUGCAGCAUCUUUCUGGGCAAGCGAGUAUGCAGCUGCAGAGGACAGAUAACACGAUGCAAUACGAUUACCCAAACAUGAGCAGCCAGUCGUUUGCACUCACCAGUUCCUCCGACAUUGAUUACACCACAGAAGCGGUCUCUCACACGAGAAACUUGACCUUCUUGAAGAGGCACAUGAAAGGCCCUUACUUCGAUCUAGAGGCCAUCUGGGAAGAGCAUACCUACUUUGAGUUUGACAAUCGGUCUGUUGAGCAUACCAUGAACACAAUGGUACAGGAGCCUUAUGUGAAUCAUAUUCCCACCAUGACAGGGGGAAUUGGCCGCGACCAGCUCACUCAUUUCUAUCGCGAUCAUUUUAUCUUCAGCAAUUCACGGGAUAUCAAAAACAAACUUAUAAGUCGGACCAUUGGAAUCGACCGUGUAGUGGAUGAAUUCAUCAUGACGAUGACCCAUGAUUCGAAGGUCGACUAGAUUCCUGGAGUUCCUCCAACUGGCCGUAAGCUGGAAAUCCCCUUUAUGGCUGUCGUAAAUAUCCGAGGAGAUCGACUCUACCAUGAACACAUCACAUGGGACCAGGCUACUGUGCUCAAACAGCUAGGGUUGAUGCCAGAGUACUUACCCUACCCAUAUCCACUUGCAAAUGGGAAGCGACCGGCCCCGGGCAGGAGUUUUGAAGUCCGAGUACCUGCAGCAGGUGCUGAGACAGCUGCGAAGAUGCGUGAUAAAAAUGCAGUGCCUUCAAACCAAUUGUUUACUGGCGAUGUCCGGGAAGUC